Messenger RNA from Purpureocillium takamizusanense, 1311 nucleotides. RefSeq lists its product as uncharacterized. NCBI's taxonomy places the organism in Eukaryota, Fungi, Ascomycota, Sordariomycetes, Hypocreales, Ophiocordycipitaceae. The transcript is spliced from 2 exons. The record is from RefSeq and is a predicted model, not a curated record. The coding region runs from base 1 to 1311 and encodes 436 amino acids.
AUGGCUUCGCCCUCUGUGCAUGCUAUGCCGGAGCACUGGACCGAGCUCAGCGCAGCAAAGAGGCAACGGCAGCUGUGCGCCACUGACGUCGAAGCCAUCAAGACCUCAUGCAGCAGCGACUGCGGGAAGAAGCACAUCGCAGAGUGCUCGGAAUGCUACGGCAAAGUGCUGAAUAGGAUGCGCCAGCGGUACACGGAAAGCACGGACCGCGAAUGGUUCACGCAGCGAAGAGCGUUUCUGCAGGAGCUGGAGGGCAUGUUUCAGGACGCUCGGGGCCACACCAAGAGCCUGAAGCUCAUCGAGGCGCGAAUAGAGUCCGAGAAGGAGGCUUGGUACCGAUGGGUUCUGCGGAAGUAUCCCGAGUUCAUUGCGGCCUCGGACCGCGGGGGCGCGAACCAGGACGAGCUUCGAGCCAUGCUGGACGACCCGGACCGUUCGCGCAACGAGCUCGUAACCAUGAUCCUGGAAGGGAUUGGCAAACCACAAGGCUGGCCCUCGAGCGUAGAGGCCUUUGCUGACAAGGCUUACGCCGCCAAAAACGACGCAUCUGAGUUGAAGAAGUUGUACUUCGCACAGUUCUUCAUCACCCAGCCGUCCGGCGCGGUGCUGGACAACGCGCAAAGAUAUAUGGAAGAAUUCCAGGGCAGCGAUACCAUCACCUUGGAGGCGAUGAUGGACAGGAUCGUUUCCGACAUUAGGGAGAGCAGAAACUCGCAGCCGCAGCGAGAAAACCACGAGCGGCGGCUCGACGAGUUACGGCGGGCCAAAACGGCGUUUGAGCGGAACAAGAUGCAGGCUAAGAGCCAGCUCUCGAGCAACAACGCAUCGGCUGCGAGCGAGAAGCUGUACAACUUGCCCCCAUGUCUCGUCUGCAAGGGCAAAGUGGAUUCUAGCAAGGUGCUCUCGUGCUCAGUGUGCCAGGCAGUUGCGCAGAUGGGCGGCACCAAGAAGAUGGCCGUGUACUGCUCUGAGGAGUGCUUCCACAAGGGUCAUGGAAACCACGUCGAAGCGGAGCAUGACUGCGAGGCGGGCGCGGGAUGCGUGCAGAUGCGUGAUGAAGACGUGGAGAUGGACGACGGCGGCAGCUCCCGAGCCGUGUCGUGCAAGGAGUGCCUGGAGGAGCGGCGCAUGACGCUGUACUGCUCGGGCCACUGCGCGGCGGAGAACGUGGCAGAGCACCGGCAGCGCGUCCACGGCGUCAAGACAGCGGCCGGGGAGGGCGAGACGGUGGCGCUGGUGACGCCGACGCAGGAGGCGGUAGAGGCUGCGCUGCAGAGAGAAAACCCGGGACUCAAGAUGACACCAGUCUAG